Molecule: messenger RNA, 302 nt
Organism: Cinara cedri
Lineage: Eukaryota; Metazoa; Arthropoda; Insecta; Hemiptera; Aphididae
Source: the annotation of a GenBank genome assembly
ACGAUGUAGAAUGUGUGUACGCCCAUCAUGCGGCCGUACAUUUAGAAGAAACACAAUUUAUUAUUAACCAAAUGGACAUCAUGCCAGAUGAAAAAACGAAUGAUAAAAACUCAAACAUCGAAUUAAUAUCCAGGUAUUUUGAAGUGUCGGUAAUGGCAUUAGCCACUCUAGUAAAUAUAAAUUACCAACCUCCCGGAUGGAUGACAUUAGUAGUUUUGUACUUCGAAAAAUUUUCCGAUUUAUAUAAAAACACAGAAAUAUUUUUGGCUGAAACUGAGUUUAUAGAUAGACUAUUAAAACGU